GACACUAGCCAAAGCCACAAAAAUUUAGCUUUAAAUAGGGAAAUCCCAAGUAGACCUUUUUCUCAGCUAGAUGUGUAUCUGUCUUUGGUAAUGUCAAAGGAGAACUCAUUAUGAAGAACCAUCCAGAGCUAGCUGGAGGUGAAACCAGCUAUUUCUCCCCAACGCCUAGCCUCUGCACCCUUCUGAUUCUUGCUUUGUGUUUUCUUGUCGCCUCACCUUCAAAUGCAGGUCUCUCUUUUGAUUUCUAUGCAGCUUCCUGCCCUACUGCUGAGUUCAUGGAUAAAAACACACUGAGGGCUGCUCCAGCUAUGGAUCCAACAAUCCCUGGGAAGCAACUGGGUGCUAUCUGGGUGCUAUCUGCAGCAUCAAUCAAAUAUGAAGGCAAAACAAGGAAUGUUCUGGGUUAUCAUACAGUUGAGGAAGAACAGAUAAGCUGUGCCU
This is a messenger RNA of Rubroshorea leprosula, 441 nucleotides long. Lineage: Eukaryota; Viridiplantae; Streptophyta; Magnoliopsida; Malvales; Dipterocarpaceae. The record is from the annotation of a GenBank genome assembly.